Messenger RNA from Knipowitschia caucasica, 327 nucleotides. The record is from the annotation of a GenBank genome assembly. Lineage: Eukaryota; Metazoa; Chordata; Actinopteri; Gobiiformes; Gobiidae.
AUGCUGCAUAAACCAGGGCGCGCUGAGAGGCUGAGACCCCCGCUCCUGCCCACACAUGCACCCGCGCCUGGACCCCCGCGGGGCCGCUGGAGGAGCGCCUUCCCUGGGCUCAAUCCGUGGAAGCGUCGUGUGAGCGGAGAGCGAGGGGCCGGGCUGUUCUCCGCCUCUCCUCCUCCCGCGACCAGCCCCUCUCUGCUCCGCGGACACGGGCUGGAGGUCGCAGACACGAACACUGCCGUGUGUCGGAUUUCAACUGUUUCUCAUGCACUGGAGCCGCGCAGCAGAGCCAUCCCGGAGCAGAGUUGGAUUGUGCACAGUUCACAGUGA